AUGAAGAUCGAAGAAGGCGAAUGGGCGGGAUGGGAGUGCCAGGGUGAAGUGCUCAUUGAGUGCGAGCACGACAAGGACUUCAGAAUUGUUGUUGAGCCGCCCGCCUCCAAUACCCGCCACUUUUGCGUGUGGCCUUGCAUCGACGGGCAAGAGAUAGGCAGUACAGUUAGCACAUCUCUUGAGCAGCCGCGCUGUCAAAUCAGGAGUAGGUAUGAGAAGGAGAAUGACGCAAUUGCAGAGAAGAGCUUGCGCUUCGUGGCUCUGGAAAGGGUACCGGAACAGAUGUCGAGUCAGCAAGCCAACAUCCAAUCCUUAGGAUCCAUCGCUGUCACCAUGCACAAGGGCUGGGGUUCCCUUGGUCAUCGUCGCAGACCUUGGAUAUCCCAGAGCCCCACGUCAUCUAUUAGCGAGAAGGUCAAGAAGAUGUCGCCUGGUGUUCAACUCCAACUCCGCCUCUCGAAAGGGGCCGACAGUGGUGUUGCGAAGCAGGAGGGAGACGCCGUUGUCCAAAGUAUCAUCGUUGAGCCCACGAACGACGACAGCGAUGAUGGCAUCGUUUCUGUGGAACAGCCCGCUGAGAUCGACCGCCCUCAAGUUUCUGUCGAUCUGACUCAGGACGACGCAUCGACCGUCCGAGGCAGCCCCGUCCGGAAAAGCGCAGGGGGUCCCAACGACCUGAGCGACAGCAACUCAGACAGUAGCGACAGCAGUACCGCUUCGGACGACGACGCUGUUGGGGAGGACGGGCAGCCGUCAGAAGCAACAGUCAGGGCGGUAGCCAGGGCGAAGGCUAAGGCGAAACUGAAAGCGAGACUCAAGUACAAGCUCAAGUCGCAGCUCAAGGCUGAGCUCAAAGCGAAGGCAGACCGCAAGGCCGCUCGCAAAACCGCUCGUAAGGGGAAAGGAAAGGAGAAGCAGGGUGCUCAGUAG
Molecule: messenger RNA, 930 nt
Organism: Trichosporon asahii var. asahii CBS 2479
Lineage: Eukaryota; Fungi; Basidiomycota; Tremellomycetes; Trichosporonales; Trichosporonaceae
Exons: 6
Coding region: 1-930 (309 amino acids)
Source: RefSeq, a predicted model, not a curated record